This is a messenger RNA of Dreissena polymorpha, 3914 nucleotides long. RefSeq names its product acetylcholine receptor subunit beta-like. Bases 2 to 1063 code for a protein of 353 amino acids. Gene Ontology annotation, biological process: nervous system process; signal transduction; chemical synaptic transmission. Lineage: Eukaryota; Metazoa; Mollusca; Bivalvia; Myida; Dreissenidae. Gene Ontology annotation, cellular component: synapse; postsynaptic membrane; neuron projection. The transcript is spliced from 5 exons. The record is from RefSeq and is a predicted model, not a curated record. Gene Ontology annotation, molecular function: transmembrane signaling receptor activity; acetylcholine-gated monoatomic cation-selective channel activity.
GAUGAGACUAUCGGUUUUGGUGCUUUUUGUAUACUUUGUGGUCCCUGCUGCGGGCUCCUUCGGGUUCAACACAACAGUAGACGAUGUUAAAAGACUGCGUGCCAGAGCAAAUUCUUCGAAUUAUGACAAGUGGAUCCGACCAUUAAAGAAUCAGUCAAACGUUUUAGAAGUAACACUUGGAUUAACUCUGUAUAGUGUAAUAGAUUUCGACCAAACCAAGCAGGCAUUAUCCACUUCCGUGCAACUCCGUGUUUAUUGGCAAGACGAGUUACUUGCUUGGGAGAAAGAAGACUAUGGUGGCAUAGAGGGCUUGCUUUUUGCACAAGAUGAUAUUUGGAAGCCAGAUCUAUAUCUGAAUAACUCGUACCACUCCUUCACAGGAUUUGGAUCUGACGAUCUAGCUGUAUGGGUUACGAGCGAUGGCAACGUCAGCUGGUACCCAAUUCAAGUACUGGAAUCACAAUGUUCUAUUUACACCUACAAUUUCCCAUAUGAUAACCAGACUUGCAGUUUGUUCUUUGAAUCGGCGAACUAUCCUGAAUCGCAGUUGAAGUUAUUGAGUGAAGGAGAAGAUGGCUUACAGCUGGCUUAUAAGAGAAACAACGAAUGGGCGAUAACAUCCACCUAUACAGUUGAGCACGAACCUGGAGCGGUUGAAUUCAAGCUUGAACUCCAACGUAGAUGGGGCUACUACCAGUACAACCUCGUCGCUCCAAUAAUUCUCGUCUCGCUUCUGUGUCCGUUUGUCUUCCUGGUUCCCGUAGAGAGCGGCGAACGAAGCGGUUUUGCCAGUUUGUUAUUUUUAACGUUUUGCGUCUUCCAAUCGAACAUCGGUGUUAUAAUUCCAAAAAAUGCUAACGGAGCAUCUUUCACGUCACGAUUCCUUUUUGGUAUGAUGGCCUUCACCGGCUUAAUUGUCUUUAUAAGUCUCGUUGAAAUCCGUUUGCAUCGGGAAAAAGAGUGGGUUAGAAACAGCAGUUUCCUGAAAACAGCAGAUGUCUCUAUGGGUAUAACGAUUUUUGUAGCAAUUAUUGUUUGGAUAAUAUGUUUGCAAACGAUAUAAGAAUUGUAUCGACGGUAUGUCCCCUAGAAAGCGAAGGAGGGAUGGAGAGAGGGUAGUCCCGACUAAAUUACACUAAGAGCUGAAAGAAGCAGCUAAAUCGAGUUUACUAGGGGAAGAUUUACCAUAAAAGCUCGUAUUAAGAAAAAUCAGCAAGCAUUGAUUCACCUACCAGCUCUCUAAAAACCUUAAUAAUGUGGCGUUCUUUCAUUUCAGUCAUUACUGCAAAAAAAAUCACAUCGCGCUAUGUUUAUUUGGCACAAUGUUUUUGCAAGGCUGAAUAUAUAUAUAUAUUUUUCAUUUUGUAUUUACAAAAUUGAAUCGCAAAGAUUUCAAUGAUGUAUUAUGAACUGGCAUUUGUUGCAAACUUCUUGUGGUGGCAGAUUAUUGUCCGUUUCAGACACGCGACCAACGCAAGUAAGUCGUAUGGUGCGCGAAAAUGUGUCGCACCACGGCCGUCAUUAUCCUUUGCGAUUCUCAUUGGCGUGUAUUCAUCGCGGAACAAUGUAUUAUACUCAAUUAAGAAUAAAAAAGUAUCAAUUAAUAUAAUGUUUAUUCUAUUUGACGCCUAUGCACUCUCAAUCUUAAAUUACUGGUCAAAAGUUCUGGAUACGAUCAAGGAGGUGCUCUAGAAAGAGUACACAACUAGGGGAAGAUUUACCAUAAAAGCUCGUAUAAAGAAAAAUCAGCAAGCAUUGAUUCACCUACCAGCUCUCUAAAAACCUUAAUAAUGUGGCGUUCUUUCAUUUCAGUCAUUACUGCAAAAAAAAUCACAUCGCGCUAUGUUUAUUUGGCACAAUGUUUUUGCAAGGCUGAAUAAAUAUAUAUAUUUUUCAUUUUGUAUUUACAAAAUUGAAUCGCAAAGAUUUCAAUGAUGUAUUAUGAACUGGCAUGUGUUGCAAACUUCUUGUGGUGGCAGAUUAUUGUCCGUUUCAGACACGCGACCAACGCAAGUAAGUCGUAUGGUGCGCGAAAAUGUGUCGCACCACGGCCGUCAUUAUCCUUUGCGAUUCUCAUUGGCGUGUAUUCAUCGCGGAACAAUGUAUUAUACUCAAUUAAGAAUAAAAAAGUAUCAAUUAAUAUAAUGUGUAUUCUAUUUGACGCCUAUGCACUCUCAAUCUUAAAUUACUGGUCAAAAGUUCUGGAUACGAUCAAGGAGGUGCUCUAGAAAGAGUACACAACCGUUUUGUAAAAUGGUUCUUAAUAUUAAACCCUCUAUAAAUACUCUUGAAUUGUAAAGCUAAUGGGGUAGAUUUCCAUUGAAAAUCGAAAUAAACAUUAGAAUGACAAAAUACUUUUUAAAGAUUCACUCGUUUGAACGAGAAAAUUGUAUUUUGAAUACAACUGCAAUCUUAAUGAUAUAGAAUAAGAAUUUCAUUGUGUCCUUUAAUGCCCCAUUUAUAUCAACUUACAAACAGAACAUAAUCAAAAAUAUUUCUAUACCCACACGAGUAUGCUUCAAUUUAUGUUAUGCUUGCCGUUGUUUUUUUAAGAAAUAUCAGUGAUUAAAAACGGAGAAUGCACUGUUGCAAACAGUGAAAAAUAACAGUGAAAAUAACAGUGAAAAAUAACAGUGAAAAUUAUCGAUAAUUUGCACUGUUUUACUGUGAAAAGACCUCAUCCUUUUAACAAAAUGAAGUCAGUAUUCCAGCGAAUUCUUCAAUUAAACUCUUUUACAAUGUAAAUAUUACGGUGAAAAAAGAGCAUGAAAUAAAAAGAAAAUUUGUUGGAUUCAGUGGAAUAUCGAUUUUAAUUCACUCAUGAUCAUGAGAAAUAUAUACAUUUUCACUCGUGGCUGUGCCACUCGUUAAACUAUUAUUCUCUAUGAUCACUCAUGAAUUAAAAUCGAUAUGCCACCGAAUCCAACACAUAUGCUCUAUAUUUACGUUUAAUGGAAAGAGAAAAUAAAGCCACUGUAUACAAGUUGGCAACUUACUGUUACAAAGCUUUCAAAUGACACGUUAAUGUAUGCAGUUAAAAAAAGCCAAAUUCGGUCGAUUACAUAGUUCUCCAAUUGUUAACUAGUCCUAGCCUUGUUAAAUAUUUAUGGUCCGAUGUAUAUAUAUUUUAAUUGCUGGUGUUCUUUUUUAUUAUUGUGUAAGUAUUGUACACGUGCAAAUUGUGUCGCGUUUGUUGUCUAAAUCGUACGAUAUCAUUUAAUUUCCAAAUAUAGCAUUAGCAAAUAUAUCCUUAAAUAUCAUAUUUAUUAGUUUCGCAUAGAUGAACUAAUUAUAAUAUAUAUAUAUAAUGUGGAGAUUACAUUUAGAACUAAUAGAUUGCUUUCUAAAUAAUAUUAUAUCAUUUACUAUUCACCGAGGAACAAUAUCCCUGUUGAUCAACUAUUGUUUCGUGUUCGUAUAUUUGGUAAACAAUGGAAUAAUAAUUUAACAUUAUUUAACUACCAUUAAGUUUACGUGGAUAUAAUAUAAUAUAGCUUUAACGUUUUCAGCGUUUUUCAUAUGCUUUAUUUCUAAAAUUAUUUAACUACGAAUGAAAAUAACAUACAGCCAGCCAUAAAGUAGGAUUGAUGCGAUUAUAUGUGUCCUGACUUCACAUUAACAUAUUUUCGCAUUGAAAUAAAAAUAAAAACCUUCAUGUUUUGAAAUGUAUAAAAAGAAAAUCUUAUAUAUGUAUUUAAAAAAAACUAAUGAAACUAGAAACAGAAUUAUGUUAACAUUUUGCAAUUUAUACGUUUGAUAUAUGUGGUCAUUAUGUAUUUACAUUUUCACAAAAACGUGUUUAUUUCUUGUAUUAUAUGAAUUGAUCUAUCUUUGAAUUGAUGUAUGGUAUGUAUAUUUUUCAAACGCAUGCUGUUAUUGUAUACAUGUUUAAUUCUAAAUAAACUUAUCUGUUA